AUGUCUGACAUAACAGAUGCAGCACGUGCUAUUCUUGCAUUUAACGAUCGUGGUGGUUAUACAGUACCCACUGAUGCUCUUUAUCCAUUUCAGUGGAAUUGGGAUUCAGCUUUUGUUUCAAUGGGAUUUGCCACGUUCAAUAUAGAUCGAGCCUAUCAAGAACUCGAACGACUUAUUGAAGGACAAUGGGAUGAUGGCAUGUUACCUCAUAUCGUUUUUCAUGUGCCAAGUGAUACCUACUUUCCAGGUCCUGAUGUAUGGAACACCCAUCAUCGUCAUCAUAAAAAACCAACAACAUCUGGCAUUACUCAACCACCUGUCUUUGGUAUGGCAUUACGAUAUAUUUAUGAGAUAGCACUUACAGAAGGUCGAGAAGAUGUACUUGCACGAACACGCUUGCUCUUCCAUGCAGCAUUGCGUUCUCAUCGUUGGUGGAUGAAAGUACGAGAUCCUGAGAAACGUGGUCUUGUUGCCAUUCUUCAUCCAUGGGAGAGCGGUAGCGAUAAUUCUCCUGCAUGGGAUGAAGCACUUGCUCGAGUAUCUACAAUAACAAAGACUGAAAUUUGUCGUCAAGAUACGAAACAUGUCAGUGCAGCCAUGAGACCACAUCACGCUGAUUAUCAACGAUUUAUUCAUCUAGUUGAAGUAUAUCGUGAAUGUAAAUGGGAUCCAGUAAAACAAUGGUCAGCAGCACCAUUCAAAGUUGCUGAUGUACAAAUGACUGCUAUUCUUGCACGAGCGACUGCUGAUUUGAUUUGGAUUGCAUCACAUCUUAAUUUGCUUGACGAAAUUAAUGAGUUAUCAACAAUACAUCGUAUUCUGCUGGAUGGAUUGAGAGGUCGCUGGCGAAACAAUCUUCGAGGUUUUGUUUCGUUGGAUCUCAUCUCAGGUAAAGAUAUUCAAAAGCCAACACAAGCUUACUUUAUUCCGCUCAUUGCUAUUGAACUCGAUACUUAUCAGCAUGAAGCAGUGCAAGAUGAAAUCGAGCGCUGGUGUAACGGUAUGAUUGUUGGAGUGCCAUCAACAGCUCCGUUUUCCUCAGAUUUUGAAUCAAAACGAUAUUGGCGUGGUCCAGUCUGGGCUGUCAUUAAUUGGUUAAUAGUCGAUGGCUUAUGUAAAAAUCAUUUGGCUGAACUAGCUGCGAUUAUUGAAGGCAACACCAUCAAUGCUAUUGAACGUGCGGGCUUUCGUGAAUAUUUUGAUCCAAUUACUGGUGAAGGACUUGGUGGGAAUAGUUUUUCGUGGACAGCUGCUGCUUAUCUUGUUUUAAGACAUCGUUUAAAUAAUCAGUAA
Molecule: messenger RNA, 1293 nt
Organism: Rotaria sordida
Lineage: Eukaryota; Metazoa; Rotifera; Eurotatoria; Philodinida; Philodinidae
Source: the annotation of a GenBank genome assembly